UUGCUUUCCUCAGAUUUUCUUCUUCCGUUUCAAUACCAAAAAAGGAAGCACAGGUUCAUUCCUCUGUGGGCUUCGCGAACUGGACACCACCACAAAACCCCUAAUUUACUUCAAUCUUCUGGUGUUCCUUUUCCCAGAUCCAUUUCACAAACAUGGUGUCCACAGCCAAGAUCAAAUCUGUUGAUUUUUACAGGAAAAUUCCAAGAGAUUUGACAGAGGCGUCACUAUCAGGUGCCGGCUUGUCUAUCAUAGCAGCUGUUGCCAUGACGUUUUUAUUUGGAAUGGAGCUACAUAACUAUUUGGCCAUCAGUACCUCGACUUCUGUCAUAGUUGACAGAAGUUCUGAUGGGGAUUACUUACGGAUUGACUUUAAUAUUAGUUUACCAGCCUUAUCCUGUGAGUUUGCAUCCGUGGAUGUGAGUGAUGUAUUGGGAACUAACAGGUUGAACAUAACAAAAACAGUUCGCAAAUAUUCAAUUGAUAAACAUCUACGGACUACUGGCUCUGAGUUUGAUUCUGGACCAGUUACUAAUAUACUCAAGCAUGAUGAUGAAGUUGAUGAGGAAUAUGGUGAAGGAUCUGUUACUCUAAAUGCACGUAAUUUUGAUAGAAUUUCUCAUCAGCAUUCAAUUUUGGUUGUAAAUUUCUAUGCUCCUUGGUGCUAUUGGAGUAACCGUCUGAAACCCUCAUGGGAGAAGGCAGCCAAAAUUAUGAAAGAGAGACAUGAUCCAGAAGUGGACGGUCGUAUCAUUAUGGGCAAGGUGGACUGUACUGAAGAAGUUGAUCUGUGCAGGAGGCACCACAUACAAGGUUAUCCAUCUAUUCGGAUAUUCCGUAAGGGCAGUGAUGUCAGGGAUGAGCAUGGGCACCAUGAGCAUGAAUCAUAUUAUGGUGACCGAGAUACAGAGACCUUGGUGAAUACAAUGGAAAACUUGGUUGCACCUAUUUCAUUGGAGUCCCCAAUCCUGUCCUUGGAGGAUAAAUCUGGCAAGACUGCAGAGAGUGCAAAAAGACCUGCACCACGUGAAGCAGGAUGUAGAAUUGAAGGGUUUGUACGAGUCAAGAAGGUUCCUGGUAAUCUUGUAAUCUCAGCCCGUUCGGGGUCCCACUCCUUUGAUGCUUCCCAGAUGAACAUGUCACAUGUAAUUUCUACUUUUUCCUUUGGUAAGAAGAUCAGUUCAAGGGUGAUGAGUGAUAUUAAGCGGAUACUACCUUACAUUGGUGCAAGCCAUAACAAGUUGAAUGGUCAGGCAUACCUCACUGACCCAGAAGAUCGUGCAAAUGUCACGAUAGAGCAUUAUCUUCAAGUUGUGAAGACUGAGGUUAUGAGGUCAUCUCAUCAACUUAUUGAGGAUUACGAGUACACAGCACAUAGUAGCUUGAUGCAUGCUCUUUCCGUCCCUGUUGUAAAGUUCCAUAUUGAGCCAUCUCCGAUGCAGGUUCUGAUAACGGAAAACCGGAAGUCGUUUUCUCAUUUCAUCACCAAUGUCUGUGCCAUUAUCGGUGGUGUUUUCACGGUUGCUGGGAUACUGGAUUCGAUUCUGCACAACACGUUGAGAUUGGUGAAAAAAGUUGAGCUGGGGAAGAACUUUUAGCAACAUGUAAAACAACCUUUAAUAUCUUCCAUUCCCAGACCAUUGUUACUACUAUAUAAAUCCAAACCAUAUAUAUUUGUUUAGAAAAUUUUGGAAUUACAUCUCUCA
Molecule: messenger RNA, 1703 nt
Organism: Cynara cardunculus var. scolymus (artichoke)
Lineage: Eukaryota; Viridiplantae; Streptophyta; Magnoliopsida; Asterales; Asteraceae
Product: protein disulfide isomerase-like 5-4
Exons: 15
Coding region: 153-1595 (480 amino acids)
Cellular component (GO): COPII-coated ER to Golgi transport vesicle; endoplasmic reticulum
Source: RefSeq, a predicted model, not a curated record